Molecule: messenger RNA, 912 nt
Organism: Amyelois transitella
Lineage: Eukaryota; Metazoa; Arthropoda; Insecta; Lepidoptera; Pyralidae
Product: trypsin
Exons: 4
Coding region: 1-912 (303 amino acids)
Biological process (GO): proteolysis
Molecular function (GO): serine-type endopeptidase activity
Source: RefSeq, a predicted model, not a curated record
AUGAAUUCAGUUCUCAUAUUAAAUAUUAUCCUACAUUUAUUACAAAGUGGUACAGUCCAAGUGAAAAGUGAAUAUCGCUAUAGAGAAUUGACAGAUCACACUAUGGUGACGGACAACGGUGUUUUUCCAUUUGUGGCGGCCAUUUUGUUUAAAUCCGUGUAUAUUAGUGCCGGGGCGUUGAUCAAUGAGUUUUGGGUGAUAACCGCCGCGGAUUCUUUGUAUUUAGUAAGAGAAUCAACACGCGUGAUGAGAGUACGACUCGGCAGCGUGAACAACAAGAAAGGUGGACAACUCCACCCCGUGAAGACGAUCGAAAUUCAUCCCAAUUUCGAUGACAAUAAGCCCCAAUUUGACAUAGCACUGGUCUUGCUCCCGAGGAGAGUGAGGUUCACGCCCACACUGAGCCCAAUAAAACUGCAGAUGUUCCCGAAGAAAGCGGCUGCUACACAUUUCUUGGUUAAUUCUUGGCCUCCACAUAUACCCUCAAGCGUGUACCCCAACCACACGGAGUCAUUGGACAACGUCAAGAGGAGGCGAAUGAUGACUGUGUCCCAUCUCCACCCGUCAUCACAAGUGAACUGCUCGGAUGUGUAUCAGUAUAUGAAUCUGUCAGCGGGAACAAGUAUGCUGUGCCUGGAUCCGGCAUUAGGAACCGAUCCUUGCGAGCGAGACGUAGGCGCUCCCGUGGUUCUCAACGGGGUCCUAUGGGGGAUCCUGUCGUCUUGGAAGUCCGAAGACUGCGAUGUGGACCCAAGCCCAAUCCUGGUCACCCUGGUAUCAGCUAGGAACAUCUCCUCCUGGAUUUACACCACGACCAGAGAGCAGAGGAGAAACUUCACAAGGACAGACAAGGCCCAAGUGGAAUAUGAAGAUUAUUAUUACGAUGAAGAUGAUGAUAUUAAUAAUUAUUGA